AGGUUCCCAUUAAACUGUUGGACGUAGAUGAAUGCCUGUCUCUCAUGAAAUACCUCUCUCUCUCUCUCUCAGCCAUUCCUCCAUGAUGGGGCGGCAGAGCAACAGGUAGCACGCAUAAGGAAAUUAGGCCAGAGAAUCCAGAUCUUGAAUUGUAGGGUUAGAAAACCUAAUUUGUUGGAUGGGGCCCCCCAUCCCGGUGGCCUUGGCGGUGGUGGCCCUGUUUGCAGGGUACUGCACAGAGGCGUACAUUGGGAUCAACUGGGGGAGACAGAGCGCGCAGCGGCUGGUGCCGUCGCAGGUGGUGGAUCUGAUACUGCAGAACGGCAUCAGAAACGCCAGAAUCUACAGCACUCAGGUGGACAUCAUGAACGCCUUCGAGAGCAGCGGAGUCAACCUCACCAUCACCAUCUACAACACCACCCUCCCUCACAACAUCUCCCAGGCAAGAUCUUGGGUCCAAUGGAAAUACGACAGCCUCAACGUCUCCCAAAUUCCGUCGGUGAUCAUCGGAGGAGGCGUCUACCCCUUGGACUUGGGAGGCUCUGGCGUGCCGGACUACGACUUCUUGUGGAAUGCGCUUAACUACGUCCAGGCGGCGCUCAACGAGUCCGGCCUGGGCGACCGGAUGAAGACCAACUUCCUGCACUACGCCGGCCUACUCAACAGCAACAUCACCAAGCCCUCCACGGCUGAGUUCCGCCCCGACAUCAGGGACAGGAUGCUGGAGUUCCUGCAGUUCCUGCGCCACAACGGCGCCCCCUUCAUGGUGGAGUUCUUCCCCAUCACCGAUCUCGAGCGCUGCGGGCUGGACCCCAGCUUCGCCUUCGCGGAUAACAGGUCCAAGCUGGUGAUCCGCGACGUGGGCGGCGCCGUCUACACCAACGGCUUCGACUGGCAGUACGACUGCUUCGUGUGGGCGCUGGAGAAGCUCAACGCCUCCGACCUCAAGAUCCUCGUCAUGCAGGUCGGCUGGCCCACCGACGGCUACCCCGGCGCCAACGCCGCCAACGCGGAGCGCUAUUACAAGUACCUGCUGCCCAUGGUGGCCAGCAACAAGGGCACGCCCAAGCAGCCCGGGGCGCCCAUCGAUGUGUACGUCAACUCCUUGGCCGAUGAGCCCAAGAUCAGCGAUCACAGGCCUCCCUUCAUGCGCCACUGGGGGAUCUACAGGUCCAACGGGGAGCCCAAGUUCAAGAUCGACCUGUCGGGGCGGGGCCGGGAUGUUUACCCCACCAAGGUCAAGGGGAUCAUGCGCAUGCCCCAACGCUGGUGCGUCUUCAACGGGGACAUGAGUGAUAUGUGGAAGGUGCGGCAACAGGUGCAACUUGCCUGCGCCAAAGGCGACUGCACCACCCUAGCUCCGGCGGCGUCCUGCAGCAGGCUCGACAUCGACAAGAAUGUGUCUUACGCCUUCAACGUUUUCUUCCAGACUCACUUCCAAGAUGAGCAAGCCUGUGAUUUCCACGGCCUGGGCUGCAUCACCGACCAAGAUCCGUCCACGGACGAAUGCGUCUUCCCCGUCGAGGUGGUCAGAGGCAUGCAGGUCAUCGAUUUUGGGGCGGCCGCCGCUCACCGGAGGCCCACAAAUGGUGUCGUCUUCCUGUUCGUGUUGUACAUCAUGGGGGGAUUCAUGUAGAUCUAGUUUAAUUCAUUUAUCUCUAUAUUCCGUUUCGUGCUCACGAAAUGAUGAAUUAAUUACAGGAUUUAACAGUGUAUACCUACAAAAACAAAAUAAAAUAAAAACAGUGUAUACCUGUUAUGCAAGAA
Messenger RNA from Salvia miltiorrhiza (redroot sage), 1767 nucleotides. Its product is annotated as glucan endo-1,3-beta-glucosidase 8-like. Gene Ontology annotation, cellular component: plasma membrane. Gene Ontology annotation, biological process: carbohydrate metabolic process. Lineage: Eukaryota; Viridiplantae; Streptophyta; Magnoliopsida; Lamiales; Lamiaceae. The transcript is spliced from 2 exons. The record is from RefSeq and is a predicted model, not a curated record. Bases 179 to 1636 code for a protein of 485 amino acids. Gene Ontology annotation, molecular function: hydrolase activity, hydrolyzing O-glycosyl compounds.